AUGGCAUCCUCAGGAGCAGCCAUGGGGACCCCAGUGCCAGGCUCAGCCGAGAUGCCGCGCCAAUUCCCCAAGCUGAACAUCUCCGAGGUGGAUGAGCAAGUCCGGCUCCUGGCCGAGAAGGUGUUUGCUAAAGUACUCCGGGAAGAGGACAGCAAAGAUGCCUUGUCCCUCUUCACAGUCCCUGAGGACUGCCCCAUCGGGCAGAAGGAGGCCAAGGAGAGGGAGCUGCAGAAGGAGCUGGCGGAGCAGAAGUCCUUGGAGACUGCGAAAAGAAAGAAAAGUUUUAAGAUGAUUCGAUCCCAGUCCCUGUCUCUGCAAAUGCCGACACAGCAAGAUUGGAAGGGUCCCCCGACAGCCAGCCCGGCCAUGUCUCCUGCAACCCCCGUGCUCCCUGGAGCCACUUCCCUGCCUGCGCCCGCACCCUAUGCCAUGCCCGAGUUCCAGCGGGUCACCAUCAGUGGAGACUACUGCGCUGGGAUCACCGUGGAGGACUAUGAGCAGGCUGCCAAGAGCCUGGCCAAGGCCCUGAUGAUCCGGGAGAAGUAUGCCCGCCUCGCGUAUCACCGCUUCCCACGCACCACGGCCCAGUACCUGGGUCAUCGGCGGCUGGACGCCGUGCCUCCGGAGGAGGGCCUCCCAGACUUUCAUCCGCCUCCUCUGCCUGAAGAAGACCCUUAUUGCCUGGAGAAUGCUCCCCCCAACCUGGGCUACCUGGUCCGCAUGCAGGGAGGCAUCCUCUAUGUGUAUGACAACAAGAAGAUGCUAGAGCGCCAGGAGCCCCACAGCCUGCCCUACCCCGACCUAGAGACCUACACGGUGGACAUGAGCCACAUCCUGGCUCUCAUCACGGAUGGCCCCACGAAGACGUAUUGUCACCGGCGACUGAACUUUCUGGAAUCCAAGUUCAGCCUUCAUGAGAUGUUAAAUGAAAUGUCUGAGUUCAAAGAGUUGAAGAGUAACCCCCACCGAGACUUCUAUAACGUGAGAAAGGUGGACACACACAUCCAUGCAGCUGCCUGCAUGAACCAGAAGCACCUGCUGCGCUUCAUCAAGCACACGUACCAGACGGAGCCCGACAGGACAGUGGCCGAGAAGCGGGGCCGGAAGAUUACCCUGCGGCAGGUGUUUGACAGCCUGCACAUGGACCCAUACGACCUCACUGUGGACUCGCUGGACGUCCAUGCGGGCCGGCAGACGUUCCACCGCUUUGACAAGUUCAACUCCAAGUACAACCCUGUGGGGGCCAGCGAGCUGCGAGACCUGUAUCUAAAAACAGAAAACUACCUAGGAGGAGAGUACUUCGCUCGGAUGGUCAAGGAGGUGGCCCGGGAGCUGGAGGAGAGCAAGUACCAGUACUCAGAGCCACGGCUGUCCAUCUACGGCCGCAGUCCCGAGGAGUGGCCCAACCUGGCCCGCUGGUUCAUCCAGCACAAGGUCUACUCACCCAACAUGCGCUGGAUCAUCCAGGUGCCCCGGAUCUAUGACAUAUUUAGGUUAAAGAAGCUGCUGCCAAGCUUCGGGAAGAUGCUGGAGAACAUCUUCCUGCCCCUUUUCGAGGCCACCAUCAACCCUCAAGAUCACCGAGAGCUUCACCUCUUCCUCAAAUAUGUGACGGGGUUUGACAGCGUGGACGACGAGUCUAAGCACAGUGACCACAUGUUCUCGGACAAGAGCCCCAGCCCAGACGUCUGGACCAGCGAGCAGAACCCGCCCUACAGCUACUACCUGUACUACAUGUACGCCAACAUCAUGGUGCUGAACAACCUCCGCAGGGAACGGGGCCUGAGCACGUUCCUAUUCCGGCCUCACUGCGGGGAGGCUGGCUCCAUCACCCACCUGGUUUCCGCUUUCCUGACUGCCGACAACAUUUCCCACGGGCUGCUCCUCAAGAAGAGUCCGGUGUUGCAGUAUCUCUACUACCUGGCCCAGAUCCCCAUUGCCAUGUCUCCUCUGAGCAACAACAGUCUGUUCCUCGAAUAUUCCAAAAACCCUCUGAGGGAAUUCCUGCACAAGGGGCUUCAUGUUUCUCUCUCCACUGAUGAUCCCAUGCAGUUUCACUACACGAAGGAAGCGCUUAUGGAAGAAUACGCAAUUGCGGCUCAAGUGUGGAAGCUGAGCACAUGUGACCUGUGUGAGAUCGCCAGGAACAGUGUGCUGCAGAGCGGCCUCUCGCACCAGGAAAAGCAAAAAUUUCUGGGACAAAAUUACUAUAAAGAAGGACCUGAAGGAAAUGAUAUUCGAAAGACAAAUGUUGCUCAGAUCCGGAUGGCAUUCCGAUACGAGACCCUGUGCAAUGAGCUCAGCUUCCUGUCUGAUGCCAUGAAAUCAGAAGAGAUCACAGCCCUGACCAACUAG
Molecule: messenger RNA, 2355 nt
Organism: Rangifer tarandus platyrhynchus (Svalbard reindeer)
Lineage: Eukaryota; Metazoa; Chordata; Mammalia; Artiodactyla; Cervidae
Source: the annotation of a GenBank genome assembly